AUGCCUCGUGAUGCCGGCCCCCGCAAGCCCACCCUCAAGCAGCUGGCGAAGCAGAAAGCGAAGGACAUCAAGACCCGGGAGCGCAACGAGGCGACGUUCGCAUCCGCCGUUCAGCACUCCAAAAGCACCAUACUCGACGUGGACAUGCGGUUCAUUCAAGACACGCUGACCCAGAACCCGACUUGGAUUUCUCCACUCGCUGGUCUGAUCCGCUCGGGCUCGUUGAAUGGUCUUCUGAAGGACGUUGCCAAGAAGGAGGAGACCGGUGGACUGAGAUGGAAGGGCAAGUGCACCAAAUGGGGCAGUUUGCCGCUUGAGAUGGCGAGCUUAAUGCUCAAGCAUUGCGGUGUGGAGCUCGCGGAGGACGUACAGAAGGACGAACCCGUCCUACGGACCCUCUUCGAGAUCCAGUUCUGGGCAGCCAAGUCGGCGUCCUUGCCAUCUCGUGCGGACAUUCGCUAUCAGUCCACGUUGGUCAAGUUAGCGAGGGCCCGCAUGGAGGACGUUGGUCGCAACUACAUAGCUGCGGUGAACUCGGCGGAGGCUAUCAGUGUUGACCGGGACAGGUACAACAUCUGGUCACUUAGAACAACACGUUGUACUGCCACGUCUUUGCCACACAAGAUGGACACCCUCGCCUCGUACCUCAGCCACGAGCUUCCUACUCUCCCGGACAACAAGACGUGGCAAUUGGACGCCAAGUGGACCUUCGACUUGUCGUCGGACGCAGACACCACGGCUGGCCUCGGCGACAAUGUGCCGCAGGGACCUCCAGCUUUUUUCAGCUCUGCGUCGGACAAGCGUCGGACAGUUGCAUUUUGCAUUCCCUGCGGGACACACGGAAGCCUCAAGGGCGAGAGCUACAAGUUCAAAGAGCCGCAGACCAAGGUAACGGAUGGACAUCGUUUUUGGCACAUGCGUUGGUUUGUGGACUUCCUCGGAGGACACGAGUCUCGAAAUUUCCUCGCAGGCAGUGUGUCGACGUUCAGGAACAAGCUCUUCACGAUUGCAUGGCCCUGCUGGACAGACACGGAGGACGCUCUGAAAAAAGAGAUCGAGUCGCACUUUCUCCAGAGUUCGUUCUCCCUCCUCAAGCAGCAGGAGCACGCUGCAAACGCCGAGAAGAAGGGCACCAAACGAAAGGCAUCCUCGCAGCAGAUGCAGGACGACAUGGAGGACGACAACGAGCAAGCGGACAAUGAGGAGCACACGGGUGACCAGAUGGAAGAGGUAGCAGCUGGACGAAGCACACGUUGUACAGAGUUUGCCACGUCGAGCUUUGCAACGAUUGUUCUUUUGCAUCAAUGGCACCAGGGUAUGCGCAAAGAUGCCAAAUGGAAGAAGCCGGCAGAGGAGGUAUCCAAGCUGGCCGGGGAGUUGCUUCAAGGCCUCGCUUCCUUGUUCCUGCAGACCCCGCAGGACUUCUCAUUCACGUGGGACGGAAACACUCUGGUGCUGCCGUUCAAAGGAGGUUCGCUGGACGUGGACGAGGUUGUACUGCAAAACAGUUUACUUGCUAAAGUACUACACCGCGAUCGUUCCCGAUUCAUGGACGUGCUGCAGGAUGUGAAUGUGGACUGCACCCGUCGGACAAUUGGAGACACUCGCAAGUCAUCUAGUUUGAGGACGAAGUACUACUUGUUGGCGGCUUUGGCACGUGCCAUGGAUUCGUCGGACGACACGCAUUCCUGCUGGACAUCUUUGAAUGUGAAGCAAGUGAUGAGCACCUCCGGAUAUCGUCGGUCGUCCACGAGUUUUCGACAAGAGGUUGCGAGUUCAUCGAAUGCCACACGCAGGACACUUACCUCCACAUUGCAAGGACAUGCGUUCACCGUGCAGGACAGCAGCGAACAGCAGGACGAACAAAAGAUCAAGAAGCACGCUUCUAUGGACGCACACAGGCUAGCACGCAUGGAGCGAUACGCCUAUGUCACGCAGGGCAAGUCAGAUUUCCUCUCGACGGACAUUUUGUGCGUGGUGGUCCAGAAAUCGUCCGUCUUGUCGGCUGAGCAGUGGAAAGCUAUGUGGAACAAGGCUUCCAAGAAGUUCCUCGGGAUCGAGAAACCCGUUGGACCUGGUCAUGCGGAGGACCGGCUGGCCACACUGUCUUGGAUGCAGGACAUAAACCACGGCUUGCGACCCAUUGGCUGGACUUUUGGCUGCUGCCAGAGCACGCCGGCCGGCCCCGCGGAGGACGACACGAAGGCUAAACGUGCACCGAUCAUGAUUUUGUGCACCGACCAAGAAGCAACACAGCUGGCGGCUGUCUCCUUCUUGAGGAACAAAAAGAGCCUCUGGAUCGAACACGUCUCGGACCCCGCCCACAGGUCGCACAACGACGUGGCUUUGGCCUUGUCGGCCGCUGGACUCCUGAAGUUCUGCACAUGGUGCAUCUCGCUGUACAACAUCAGGUAUGGACCCUGGCAGAAGGGCUCGUGGGCGUUGAAGAUCCAGCAAGCCGCAAAUCGCAUGAAGGACAACAUGGACCCCUCGGACCCGAUAUUGCUCCUUUUCUUCCCGGACAUUCUGCUGGACGCCGGCCUCUCCCCCCUGGACGACAACACGGAGGAGAAACGCAGGUCGUUUUUGCAGACAUUACCCGACAUGGACUGCAUCCGCAUCAAGGGCACGAAGGCCAGCAAGAGUCGGUUCAAUUCCCUGACGACGGCCCACAGCGCGCUGGACAAAGAGUGGUCGGUCUUGGCUUUAGUUCUCACGGUGGUCUGCUUGGAGCACAACUGGGCAGUUUCCACUAAGGACCUCUUCUCGCAGGACAGCAACCAGGCCCGUGCCUCGGUUCCAUAUGGUGGAAGCAAGUCUUCUGCCAUACAGGAGGCCAAGCAAGGCAUGGACCAGGAGCGGAAGGGCAGCGCGAACAGUCUACACUUAAUGACGAAGUUCGUGAUCUCGCAGGACAACAAGACGACAGCCAGGAUGAUGUUCCAGGUCUUGCAACCCGAAGAGCUUCGUUGUUCGCUCAUGCUCAAGCAGCUGCGUUCCAAAGGCAUGACGAAGGACUACUACUCUGGCUGGGCACACUGGUCUUGGAUGAGCACUGCAAAGGACCACGUCAGGACUUUGUCGAAUUUGGAAGGUUUAUCUCGUGUCGGCCUCGACCUGACACUGGCACGCGCACAACCCCCGGAGGAGACAGAGCUUGUCUGGCAGGACUCGCUCGCAGGCCAAAUGACGCAGUUGACACUACAGAUCCUGCGGCUGCGGGCCGGGGCACAGCUGUACCAUACUGGAGGUUUCGGUGCGACCGCAGGACUAGUCCAUGCUGAAGAGCAGUUCCGUCGGGCAAGCUUGGAUUUUUUCAAAGAGAUGCAGUCUUGUAUCCAGGACACGCACAGUGGUGGUUCUCGUAUGGCAAAAAAAUUGCUCGAAGGUCAUUUCUCCCAAGGGCCGAUUAGUCGGUACAUCCUCGCCGAUCUUUGCACUACCCGGUUUCAGAGCCUUACGGAGGACGUUGCACACGUAUUGACCAGCAUUUGGUCGGGCCUCUUGAACACGAAGAUCAUCGAAGACUGUAAUAAAGUCCAGCGCGAGGCCGAGCAACGACAUUCGUCUUCGAAGGACUUGGGUCGUUUGGACGGAUGGAAGGCUGUGACCCAACAGGCCGUGGUCAAGAUGUACGAGAGGGUGGAGGCACUGUCAACGGAGCUCUACCACACGCCGGCAGCGUUUGACGUGGCCAAACUUUUCUGCAAAGACACCGAGAAGAAGAAGAUUCAAGCAGUUCGUCGUCGUUCCGAUUCGUCGGUCAGCACGCAGGUCAGUGCCUCGGAGGUGCAGGAAGCACAGCUUCUUGCAGACGUGACGAAGACGAGGGACUGGGUCUCCCACAACCACGCCGAGGAACAGGAGGUUUUGGCUGCCUUCAGUUUACUGAUGAAGGCGUGGAGGGCCAAGCGAUGGUCGCUUUGUGAAGAAGGUUGGUGCUCUGGACUUUUGCCCGAAGGACAUGUUGUACUGGCAGGUGCAGACCCGUUGUUCAUCGUUCGGACAUACCGUUUGGCUGCACUCGCAUGGCCCGGCAAGAUCGUUAAGGACAAGGACCAUGAGUUUUCGAAUUCAACAUGGGCGUUCGGUCUCUCUUUUGGAUGCACAGCACAUCUUUGGACUUGGAAGUGUUGCGGCUGCGAGUUGUUUCACCUCUGCGUGCCUCGGCUGCAGUACAGUUGA
This is a messenger RNA of Symbiodinium sp. CCMP2592, 4185 nucleotides long. NCBI's taxonomy places the organism in Eukaryota, Dinophyceae, Suessiales, Symbiodiniaceae. The record is from the annotation of a GenBank genome assembly.